CUUGUGCCACCAGCAGCAUGAUCUUGGAGCGGGACUCAGAGACCACCUUUGAUGAGGAUUCCCAGCCCAACGAUGAGGUGAUGCCCUACAGUGAUGAUGAAACGGAGGACGAGCUGGACAGCCGGCUGCCCGCGCCUGGGCUGGGGCCAAACCGGCUCCGCGGGGACGCCGAGCAGCACGGGGACGCGCUGAGAAAAGACUACAGCUGGCAAGUUAAGGCAAAUGAUGAACACUUCCACCAGCAGCCCCAGUUCAAGAGAACAGUGUUUCUGUGCUUCAAAAAAAGCAAAUAUGCAGGAAAUGCAAUUAAGACAUACAAGUACAACCCUUUCACUUUCCUACCACUGAAUCUGUUUGAGCAGUUUAAAAGAGCAGCCAACUUCUAUUUCCUUGUCCUUCUCAUUCUGCAGUCGAUUCCCCAGAUAACUACCCUGUCAUGGUACACAACACUGGUGCCCUUACUCUUGGUGCUGGGAAUAACUGCAGUUAAAGACCUAGUGGAUGACAUUGCUCGCCACAGGAUGGACAAUGAGGUUAAUAACAGGACAUGUGAAGUGAUCCGGGAUGGAAGGUUCAAAAACACAAAAUGGAAAGAUAUUAAAGUUGGUGAUAUCGUUCGUCUGAAGAAAAAUACUUUCAUUCCUGCUGAUAUUUUGCUGCUAUCCAGCUCAGAACCAAACAGCCUCUGCUAUGUAGAGACAGCUGAACUGGAUGGUGAGACUAACUUAAAAUUCAAAAUGGCCCUUGAGGUAACACACAGAUACCUUCAAGAAGAAAGUGCAAUGGCAGACUUUAACGGCAUGAUUGAAUGUGAGGAACCCAACAACCGACUGGAUAAGUUUGCAGGAACAUUGUUCUGGAGAAACACGAGUUACCCACUGGAUGCUGAUAAGAUUUUAUUGCGUGGGUGUAAAAUCAGAAAUACAGACUUCUGCCAUGGAGUGGUGAUAUUUGCAGGGGCUGAUACAAAAAUAAUGAAAAACAGCGGCAAGACAAGAUUUAAAAGGACAAAAAUUGACUCCCUCAUGAAUUACAUGGUUUACACUAUUUUCAUGGUGCUCAUCCUGCUGUCAGCUGGGCUGGCCAUUGGACACACCUACUGGGAGCAGCAGGUGGGCAACACCUCCUGGUACCUCUACGACGCAGAGGACUUCAGCUUCCCGUACCGGGGCUUCCUCAACUUCUGGGGGUACCUCAUUGUUCUCAACACCAUGGUGCCCAUUUCUCUCUAUGUCAGUGUUGAAGUGAUUCGUUUGGGCCAAAGCUACUUCAUCAACUGGGACCUGCAAAUGUAUUACCCUGAGAAGGACACAGCUGCAAAGGCCAGAACCACCACACUGAAUGAGCAGCUGGGGCAGAUCCAGUACAUCUUCUCUGACAAGACAGGAACUCUUACACAGAACAUCAUGACGUUCAAAAAAUGCUGCAUCAACGGCCAAAUAUACGGAGACUGUCGGGAUGCAGCAGGGCAGCUGCAGAGCCACCCAGAGCAAGUGGAUUUCAGCUGGAACAGGUAUGCAGAUGGAAAGUUCUUGUUCUAUGAUCACUAUCUGCUAGAGCAAAUAAAAUCUGGAAAGGAGCCAGAAAUUCAGAAGUUCUUCUUUCUGCUUGCCAUUUGUCACACAGUCAUGGUUGACACUUCUGAUGGUCAGCUCUAUUACCAAGCAGCUUCCCCGGAUGAAGGGGCCCUGGUCACAGCAGCCAGAAACUUUGGCUAUGUCUUCCUUUCCCGAACACAAAAUACCAUCACCCUCAGUGAGAUGGGGACUGAGAGAACUUACGACGUGCUGGCCAUCCUGGACUUCAACAGCGACAGGAAGCGGAUGUCUGUCCUCGUAAGAGAAGCAGAUGGAAACAUAAGGCUAUACUGUAAGGGAGCUGAUACAGUAAUUUAUGAACGGUUGCACCCAAGGAAUCCAAAGAAAGAAGCUACAGAAGAAGCACUAGGUAUUUUUGCAAAUGAAACUCUUAGGACACUCUGCCUGUGCUACAGAGACAUUAGUCAUGAGGAAUUUGAAGCAUGGAAUAAAAAGUUCAUGGAGGCCAGUGUAGCUGCAACUAAUCGGGAUGAAGCUCUGGACAAAGUAUAUGAGGAAAUAGAAAAAAACUUGAUUCUGCUUGGUGCCACAGCUAUUGAGGACAAGCUACAGGAUGGAGUUCCAGAAACGAUUUCCAAACUUUCAAAAGCAGACAUUAAAAUCUGGGUGCUUACUGGUGACAAAAAAGAAACUGCUGAAAAUAUUGGGUUUUCAUGUGAACUCUUAACAGAUGAAACAACAAUCUGCUACGGAGAAGAUAUCAGUGCUCUUCUUCAGACUAGGUUGGAAAACCAGAGGAACAGACCUGGACCAAGUACCCCUUCCUCCCUAAGAAUGACCGAGCCCUUCUUCCAGGGCAGUAGAGAUCGUGCUUUAAUAAUCACUGGUUCCUGGUUGAAUGAAAUCCUGCUAGAGAAGAAAAAGAAGAAGAAGAAGAAACUGAAGCUGAAAUUCCCCAGAACAGCAGAAGAGAAAAAAAAGCAAAGUGAGAAGAGAAGGAGGGCUGAAGCCUACAAGGAACAGCAGCAGCAGAACUUUGUGGACUUGGCCUGUGAGUGCAGGGCAGUGAUCUGCUGUCGAGUGACUCCAAAGCAGAAAGCCAUGGUGGUGGAGCUGGUGAAGAAGUACAAGAAGGCCAUCACACUGGCGAUUGGGGAUGGUGCCAAUGAUGUGAACAUGAUUAAAACUGCCCACAUUGGAGUUGGAAUCAGUGGCCAAGAAGGGAUGCAGGCUGUCAUGUCCAGUGACUACUCCUUUGGGCAGUUCCGCUACCUCCAGAGGCUGCUGCUGGUCCACGGACGUUGGUCUUACAUUAGGAUGUGCAAGUUUUUAAGAUAUUUUUUCUACAAAAACUUUGCUUUUACACUAGUCCACAUCUGGUAUUCAUUCUUCAAUGGCUUUUCUGCCCAGACAGCUUAUGAAGACUGGUUCAUCACGCUGUACAACGUGCUGUAUUCCAGCCUCCCGGUUCUGCUCGUUGGCUUGUUUGAUCAGGAUGUGAGUGACAAAUUGAGUCUUCGGUUCCCUACACUCUAUGUUUUGGGACAGCAAGAUUUACUUUUUAACUACAAGAAAUUCUUUUUGAGUUUGCUUCAUGGAGCUGUAACUUCAUUGAUAAUCUUCUUCAUACCAUAUGGAGCUUACCUUAAAACUAUGGGACAGGAUGGAGAAGCACCUUCUGAUUACCAGUCCUUUGCUGUCACAGCAGCUUCUUCUCUUAUAUUUGUCGUCAAUUUUCAGAUUGGCUUGGAUACAUCUUACUGGACUUUUGUAAAUGCUUUUUCAGUAUUUGGGAGUAUUGCACUUUACUUUGGCAUCACAUUUGACUUACACAGUGCUGGGAUCCAUGUUCUCUUUCCUUCUGGCUUUCACUUCACAGGAACUGCUCCAAAUGCUCUGAGACAACCGUACCUCUGGCUGACCAUGAUUUUAUCAAUUGCUCUUUGCUUGCUUCCUGUAGUGGCACAGCGUUUCCUGUCAACCACAGUGUGGCCUUCAGAAAGUGAGAGAAUCCAGCGGCGGCGGCAGCAGUACCAGGCGGAGGAGCAGCAGUGGCGGCGGCGGCCCAGCGCUUUCCGCCGGGGGGUCUCGGCCCGGCGCUCCGCCUACGCCUUCUCCCACCAGCGCGGAUACGCCGACCUCAUCGCCUCGGGGCGCAGCAUCCGCAAGAAACGGGCCCCCCUGGAUGCGGUGCUGGGCAGCGGCGGGACCCCCGGCAGAGACACCCGAGAGACCAGCUGA
Apus apus (common swift) is the source of this 3779-nucleotide messenger RNA. RefSeq names its product ATPase phospholipid transporting 8B1 (gene ATP8B1). The transcript is spliced from 27 exons. Gene Ontology annotation, cellular component: plasma membrane. The coding region runs from base 18 to 3779 and encodes 1253 amino acids. The record is from RefSeq and is a predicted model, not a curated record. Lineage: Eukaryota; Metazoa; Chordata; Aves; Apodiformes; Apodidae. Gene Ontology annotation, biological process: phospholipid translocation; Golgi organization. Gene Ontology annotation, molecular function: ATP hydrolysis activity; magnesium ion binding; ATPase-coupled intramembrane lipid carrier activity.